Messenger RNA from Heterotrigona itama, 1530 nucleotides. The record is from the annotation of a GenBank genome assembly. NCBI's taxonomy places the organism in Eukaryota, Metazoa, Arthropoda, Insecta, Hymenoptera, Apidae.
AUGAAUAACACGAAAAAGAUUAAUAUAAAUUUUUCAUCGCUCGUUGGUUUAAAAGCAGAGCUUUUAAAAAAGCAACAUGAAGUAAAUGAAGCGAAAUUGAAAUCAGAAAUUAGUCAUAUAGCAUCAAAGCUACAAAAGAAGAAGUCCAAAAAAGUUGAAGAGGAAUCUAAAAAGGAAAAUUCAAAAAUACCAGAGUAUAUUGAGGAUGUUGAUACCCAUAAAAAGUCAAAAUUGAUGCUGGAGGCAAAAGCAAGAUUAUACGAACGAUUAAAAAAAUCCAGAACCACUAAUGAGAAUUUUCUUGUUGACUUUACAAAUAAAUCAGAUGAAUCUGAAGAGGAACCAUUAUCAAAAGAUGAAACUGAUGCAGUAUUAGAAAAUGAGGAUGACUGGGUCGAAUAUGAAGAUUGUUUUGGCCGCACAAGAAAAUGUUUACGGGAAGAUUUGCCUUUGAUGCAAGAAAAGGAUCAAUUGAUUAAACAACAAAUUAUAAAUAAAAAAGGAAUUGAUCCAAAAACCAAUGAUGCUGUUGAUCAAAAUUAUGUGGAAGAAGAGAAAGAACCUGAAAUAGAAAUUAUGAGGAGAAAAUGGGAGGAACAAACGCAAAAACUAGCUGAUAAAGUGAAUAUACAUUAUCAGGAUAUUUUAUUUGAUGAAGCUAGAACCCAUGGUGUUGGUUAUUAUGCAUUUUCACAAGAUGAGGAAGAAAGAAUUAAGCAACAGAAGAAUCUGUUUAAUUUAAGAAAAGAAACAGAGAGAAAACAGACAGAGAUAAAAGAAUUAAAAGAAUUGAGACAGAAAAUGGAACAUAAUAGAUUAAAAGCAGCUAAAAUUAGACAGUGUAUUAGAGCAGGAUUACCUAUAGAUACAAUAGAGGAAGAGUUUAAAGAAAAGAAUGACAGUGAAUCUAGUCAAAAUGCAUCAGAAAAUAUGCAUAAUACAGAAGAAAAUUUAAUCAAAGUUAAAGAAACUAAGAAAGAAAAUAAUGAAAACCAAAGUAUGGAAAAAAAUAAAGAAUUAGAAAAAGAAAAUAAAAUAAAAGCUUUAGGAGAACUUCUAGGCAAAAGAACACAUUGGUAUGAAAUGUCUCAGGAAGAGUGGGUACAGAAAUGUAGGAAAAUGAGAGUUACUGAAUUUGGACCAGUAUAUAAAAAUUCAAAAAGUGCUGGUUAUUUAAAUUCUGAAAAUGCUGAUAUACCCUUGAGUAUUUAUAAUGACAUCAAGUCUCAUCCAUAUCAACAGGAUGCUACAGAAAAUGAAAUAGAUUCUUAUGAAAAUGAAAUACAUUCUUAUGAUAUACCACUUCCUCCUAACUCAAGUACAUCCACAAAUGAUUCUAAUACUGAAUAUAAUAAUGUGACUGAAACAAUAAAUCAAAGUAGUUCUACUUCAUCAAUUGAUCCUGGACUAUAUAAAUCAAGUAAUAUUGUACAAAAUCAGAUGAAGCAAAAUAGAAGUAUAGAUGAAGCAAGUAUAACAGCUGGUCUCAAAUAUUUGAGAGAAAAAUUUGAAAAAAAUCAGAACAGUUGA